AUGAUGUUUAAGUGCUUGCCUUUUAUAGAUGAUUCAGAGCUCCUCACUGUUCCUGAUGGUUGGAAAGAACCAACCUUUUCCAAAGAAGACAAUCCCAGGGGACUCUUGGAGGAGAGCAGUUUUGCAACUCUGUUCCCAAAAUAUAGAGAGGCUUACCUGAAAGAGUGCUGGCCAUUGGUACAGAAGGCCUUGAAUGAACAUCACGUUAAUGCAACCUUGGACCUGAUUGAGGGCAGCAUGACUGUUUGUACAACGAAGAAGACUUUUGAUCCAUAUAUCAUCAUUAGGGCCAGAGACCUAAUCAAACUUUUAGCCAGAAGUGUGUCGUUCGAGCAGGCAAUUCGAAUUCUCCAGGAUGAUGUUGCUUGUGACAUCAUUAAAAUAGGUUCUUUAGUACGAAAUAAAGAAAGAUUUGUAAAAAGAAGACAACGGCUUAUUGGUCCCAAAGGAUCUACAUUGAAGGCAUUGGAAUUGUUAACAAACUGUUACGUUAUGGUUCAGGGAAACACAGUUUCAGCCAUAGGACCCUUCAGUGGCUUAAAAGAGGUUCGGAAAGUAGUCCUAGAUACUAUGAAGAAUAUUCAUCCAAUAUAUAACAUUAAGACCUUAAUGAUUAAACGAGAGUUGGCAAAAGAUUCUGAAUUAAGAUCACAAAAUUGGGAAAGAUUUUUGCCACAGUUCAAACACAAGAAUGUAAAUAAACGUAAGGAACCAAAGAAAAAAACUGUUAAGAAAGAAUAUACACCGUUCCCACCACCACAGCCAGAAAGUCAGAUUGAUAAAGAAUUGGCUAGCGGUGAAUACUUUCUGAAGGCAAGUCAGAAGAAGCGACAAAAAAUGGAAGCCAUAAAGGCAAAACAAGCAGAAGCUCUAAGUAAGAGACAAGAGGAAAGAAACAAAGCUUUUAUCCCACCUAAAGAAAAGCCAGCUGUGAAACCUAAGGAAGCUUCUACUGAAACUAAAAUUGAUGUGGCUGCCAUUAAGGAAAAGGUUAAGAAAGCAAAGAAUAAGAAGUUGGGAGCACUUACACCUGAAGAAAUUAAACUUAAGAUGGAAGCAAAUGAAAAGACAAAGAAGAAGAAGAAAAAGUAACAUAGAAAAUGGAACUAGACUUUAGUAAGCUGUCUCCUUUUGUAAAGGAUUUUGAGGUGUACUUAGGCAUUAGUUGCCAUGUCUAUAAGAGAGAAUACUUGGAUUGUUUAAAAAAAAAUUUUUUUUUUGAGUUUCUUUUAUUUCUGGAACAGAGUUCAUUGUAAAUAAAUUAUUAUAUUCAUAUGUUUUUUGAAAAUUUUUGUAUUAGAAACCAGUAUAUAUGUCUUUAUAAA
Chrysochloris asiatica (Cape golden mole) is the source of this 1325-nucleotide messenger RNA. RefSeq names its product KRR1, small subunit (SSU) processome component, homolog (yeast) (gene KRR1). The transcript has 9 exons. Gene Ontology annotation, molecular function: RNA binding. Gene Ontology annotation, cellular component: nucleolus; small-subunit processome. NCBI's taxonomy places the organism in Eukaryota, Metazoa, Chordata, Mammalia, Afrosoricida, Chrysochloridae. The record is from RefSeq and is a predicted model, not a curated record. The coding region runs from base 1 to 1092 and encodes 363 amino acids.